Messenger RNA from Ixodes scapularis (black-legged tick), 750 nucleotides. RefSeq lists its product as uncharacterized. Lineage: Eukaryota; Metazoa; Arthropoda; Arachnida; Ixodida; Ixodidae. The transcript has a single exon. The coding region runs from base 1 to 750 and encodes 249 amino acids. The record is from RefSeq and is a predicted model, not a curated record.
AUGUCGCCACAGCAGGAGGGGAUGCUCACCAAAUUACAAGAUCGUAACCUGUUCUUUGGAGGAAUGUCAAAAAUAUGUCCCCACAGCUUCAAGGGCUCAAGGUCGGUAAAACACCUGGCGACACAAUGUGGCGGAAUGUUGGACCUGUACUACAAGAAACGCCAUGAUGAAGUUGUCAGAUGCCUUCACUUUCUUUACACCAAGAAGUAUGGAUUAAACCGGAGCAGUAAGCUCAAGAAUUACAAGGUUGAAAAGGUAAUAUCGAAUGAUAGAAUAAAGAUAAAAUCGGACAUAAAAAUGGAGACGGCACUGUCCCUUGAAUACAACAAGCCCGACCUGAUGAUACAUGACCGGAGAACGAAGGAAAUCCCACUGGUUGAGGUUCGCAUCACCAACAAGAUCAUCCUGGCCAAGACCGAGUUGCGAAAGUCUCGGAGAUACGACGUACUGAAAAAUGAGCUCAGGGUAAUGUACCCCGGGUGCAAAGUAAUUACAGUACCAGUGGUAAUGAUCUGGGAUGGACUGGUGACAAGAAAUUUUAAGGGAUAUAUGAAACAGCUCGAAGUCACCGACAGGCUGCUGGCAUACAUGCAGUCGGUAGUCUUAAAGCGAACCUGCGAGAGCAUCUUGGAAGACCGCCGAAGAAUACAAAUAGGGGACUGGCUGGAGGAUGAGGUGGAUGAAAUGAUGGCUCAGCUCGAGACUCAGCCCGCAGGGCCAAAACAAGGAGCUCAAUUAAUGACUAGAUGA